AUGAAGAUUCUGAUGAUCAAACUCAAAGCAAGAUUUUGGGAGAAGAUACUUUUGUUCAUGAUGAUGAUACGGUACAUACUUCUGAAGUCCCUCCUAAAAACUUCUAAACCAAUUUCAUCUGUAGAGAUUUCGAAAAGCUCAACUAUUUUAGCGACUCCACUUGAGCCUGAUGUUUUUGAAAAUAUCUUGAAAGAACCAAUCAUUAAUCUUUCUCAAACUCCACCACCACCUCCUCCAAUAUUAACUUCAGUUCUGAUCGAAUCUACCAUUCCUCCACUUUUGAAAUCCAUUUCUGAAAAAAAAAAUCUUCAUCUCAAACUACUUGGCCUUUUCAGAUUUCGAUCUUCACCGAUUCUACCACAUCUCCUUCAAUAUCACAAGCAUCUCCUAUCAAAGAUACGACACCAGAGGUUUCUACUUUUGAAUCUGAUAGAACCGCCAUCAACUUCUGAACCUCCUUUGUCUCCCAGUUCAGAUGAAGACUUUAUUAUGGGUGAUGAAUAUGAAUCUCUAGAAGGUUUUGAUGGGUUUUGA
This is a messenger RNA of Lactuca saligna, 534 nucleotides long. The record is from the annotation of a GenBank genome assembly. Lineage: Eukaryota; Viridiplantae; Streptophyta; Magnoliopsida; Asterales; Asteraceae.